Gastrolobium bilobum is the source of this 1622-nucleotide messenger RNA. RefSeq names its product rab GTPase-activating protein 22-like. Lineage: Eukaryota; Viridiplantae; Streptophyta; Magnoliopsida; Fabales; Fabaceae. The transcript is spliced from 11 exons. Gene Ontology annotation, biological process: activation of GTPase activity. The coding region runs from base 136 to 1446 and encodes 436 amino acids. The record is from RefSeq and is a predicted model, not a curated record. Gene Ontology annotation, molecular function: GTPase activator activity.
UUUGUUGCUGGGUUUGCUUGAUCUGUUAAAAGGGGUCCAGCUCCUGUGUGCUGGCAAGGAUUAUUGAUACCAAAAAUCAUUGCUUUUUCUUUCACUGUGUUUUUUUUUACCUGAGAGUUCUUUUGUUUGUUUGGGAUGUGGAGAGAUCCAGGAGUUCCAGCUGACACUUUCUAUGAAACUCGCCCCGAGUGCACUGAUGUUCCCAUUACUCGAUUUAAGAUCAAGGCUGGUAAAACACUAAGCUCAAGAAAAUGGCAUGCUGCAUUUACUCAAGAAGGAUAUCUAGAUAUAGGAAAGACUCUAAGCCGAAUAUACCGAGGGGGAGUCCAUCCAUCAAUUAGGGGAGAAGUUUGGGAAUUUCUACUUGGUUGUUAUGAUCCCAAGAGUACAUUUGAGGAAAGAGAUCAGAUAAGACAGCGACGGAGUAUGCAAUAUGCCACAUGGAAGGAAGAAUGCCGCCAAUUGUUUCCACUCGUUGGAAGUGGUAGAUUUAUUACAUCACCUGUAAUAUCUGAAGAUGGUCAGCCAAUUCAAGAUCCAUUGAUUAUGCCAGAAACAAAUCCAGCCAAAGGAUUGGUUGUGAAUAGUUUAGAUGCUGCAAAUAAUUUAGAAAAGGUGACAGACAAGAGAGUAGUCCAGUGGAUGUUAACUCUCCAUCAAAUAGGUCUUGAUGUGGUUCGCACUGAUAGGACAUUAGUUUUUUAUGAGAAGCAAGAAAAUUUGUCAAAACUAUGGGAUAUUCUUGCUGUUUAUGCUUGGAUCGAUAAAGAUGUUGGCUACGGUCAAGGAAUGAGUGACCUAUGCUCCCCUAUGAUAAUUCUACUUGAUGAUGAAGCAGAUGCAUUUUGGUGCUUUGAGCGUCUGAUGCGCAGACUUCGAGGCAAUUUCAGAUGCACCAAUGGCUCUGUUGGGGUGGAGGUUCAACUAAGUAAUUUGGCUUCGAUUACUCAAGUAAUUGAUCCCAAACUACAUAAACAUUUAGAACAUCUUGGUGGAGGUGACUAUCUGUUUGCUUUUCGGAUGCUAAUGGUUCUGUUUCGACGAGAAUUCUCCUUUUGUGAUUCAUUGUACCUUUGGGAGAUGAUGUGGGCUCUAGAAUAUGAUCCUGAUUUGUUCUUGAUGUAUGAAGAGCCUCAUUCAGCUUCUGAAAAAGCUGAGGGCACCAGAGGAAAAGCAAAGUCAAUACGUCAAUGUGGAAAGUUUGAGAGACAAAAUAUGAAAAAUGGAGCAAAUACUGCUGGAGCUCCUCUUCCUAUAUCUGUUUUCCUUGUUGCUAGUGUGUUGAAAGAAAAAAAAGCAAAACUACUCCACGAAGCUCGGGGCUUGGAUGAUGUUGUUAAGAUAUUGAAUGACAUAACUGGAAGUCUAGAUGCCAGAAAAGCUUGCACUGGGGCUAUGAAACUUCACAAGAAAUAUUUGAGAAAGAUAGAGGUUGAGGAUCGUUGAAGAGACUUUUCUAUGUGCACUGAUGGGCAAAGGAGGUGAUGCACCUAUAAGAACUCAAGAUAGUUAACUUAAUAAAUGAUUGAGACAAAAUAUGCAAAUUAGAUAAGAUGCAUACUUGAGGAUGAAGCUCGUAUUUAUAGGUGGUAAGUGUUGCCCUAUGGUGCAAUAAUGGGGCG